Nymphaea colorata (pocket water lily) is the source of this 435-nucleotide messenger RNA. Lineage: Eukaryota; Viridiplantae; Streptophyta; Magnoliopsida; Nymphaeales; Nymphaeaceae. The record is from the annotation of a RefSeq genome assembly.
GUGCUAUAUCCGAAACGUACUAAAUAUAGUAAAUAUCGUAAAGGCAGAUGUAGUAGGGGUCGCGAACCGGACGGUACACAACUUGGUUUUGGAAGAUAUGGCACCAAAAGUUGUGAAGCUGGUCGUCUUUCCUCUCAAGCCAUUGAAGCAGCGCGUCGGGCUACAGUCGGACAAUUCCAUCGUGCUAUGAGCGGACAAUUCCGAAGAAAUGGUAAGAUAUGGGUCAGAGUUCUCGCGGAUCUCCCUAUUACCGGGAAACCUACAGAAGUGAGAAUGGGAAGAGGAAAAGGAAAUCCUACGGGUUGGAUUGCUCGUGUGUCCACGGGACAAAUCCCAUUUGAAAUGGAUGGUGUGAGUUUGUCAAAUGCUCGACAAGCCGCUACAUUAGCGGCGCAUAAACCAUGUUCGUCAACCAAGUUUGUUCAGUGGUCGUAA